AAUUUAGAAUUGCUACUACGAGUAUCUUGACUGUUGCAGUCACAGGUUUCUAAACUCGAACAGGGUGGACAAGAAAUUGAAAGGUAACCUUAACAACAUUGUAAUUAAAUUAAAGCGUGUGUGGUUUAGCUGAAAAACAACAGCUUAUGUGGUUUGGUUUCUGAAACGGGCUAAAACUCUUUAGCUACAUUAGCAUACGUCCCCUGUUUUAUCAAUGUAAGGCACCAUCAGAGAUGCAGUUAUCCAUCUAAGUGAGCGAAAGUCUUAUUUUUUUAGUCUCUACCACUUCGUAACUUUAAUGCAAGUCAGGGAUUUUCUUUGGGCCAUCUUCCUCAUUUUAUUGUUUAAAGGGAUAUUAUAAAAUGUUCCUUCAGGGAUAGAAUAAGUUAUUCUUAAUCUUAGUAUGAUGUAAAAAAAAUAAUAAUAAUAAAAUUUAAAAAAUAAAUAAUAAAAAAGAAAAUGUUAUAUUUCAUAUAUCUUGGGUAAGUUAACACUUUAAGAUGUGCUGUGUAUAAAACUUAUUGCACUUUUCAGGUACAUUUUGCUUUGUUUACUGUGCCGAUCAGUUUACCUGCUCUUACUUGAUCUUACUUUGACUUAUUCUUUAGGAUGGUUCGGGUGGUGUUCCUCCAUCCAGACCUUGGCAUUGGUGGAGCUGAGCGACUGGUGGUGGAUGCUGCUGUUGCCUUGAAGUCUCAGGGAUGCAGCGUCCAGAUCUGGACGGCUCAUUACGACCCGACACACUGCUUCUCAGAGACCCUGGACCCAGAAUUGCCUGUGGUACACUGACACACAUCUUACUUUACCCCUCAUGUUGUCCCUCAUUGACAUGCAGUUGGGACAAUAAAUAAUGAAUGUAAAAUGAAGAAAUUAAUUGUUGACUUUUUUUAGAAGCGCAAACACACCAAGUAUUGUUUCUGUUGCCCCUCCAAUAGGUGUGUGUUGGUGACUGGCUACCUACCAGUGUGUUCGGUUACCUUCAUGCCCUGUGUGCAUACCUGAGAAUGAUCUUUGUGGCCUUCUACUUGGUCUUCCUCAGUGGGGUGGAGUAUGAUGUUAUCUUCUGUGAUCAGGUCAGUGGUUUCAUGCAGGAAUUAACUAUCAGUCUGUUUGGUCUUAACUUAUUUGAGCUCUUCAAAGCCUCUCUUAUCCAGCAACAAUCUUAAGGAGCAUAUCCUCCAUUGUUUGCUGUUGCCUGUCCCUUUGUCUUUCAUUUAUUGUCACACCCACAAACUAUACUAUAAAGUGCACACUCCCAUAUUUGUUUUCUGUUAUUUUAUCUUUAAUGCAAAUUCACUAAGAAAACUUUCUCUCACAAACCACACCUUUUCCCCACACAUAAUUACAGUACAGAGAAACUCAUAAUUAGACGAAAUCCUGCUUUACAAGAAUAACAGAGUACUUUUUUUUUAAUCUCUUUUUGUCGCCUAAAGUGGUGGAAAACAGCAUCGAGUAUUUGCACAGAAUGAGAUUUGUCUUGAGGCUACAUCAUUAUUGUUCUGCUGGAUGUUCAUGUUAUUUUUUCAUAUAUCAAGGUUGUUUCUUUCCCUUCUGAUUCACUCCAGGUGUCGGCCUGUAUCCCCAUGCUGCGACUUUCCCGUCACAGGAAGAAAGUUUUGUUUUACUGUCACUUCCCAGACCAGCUUCUGACUCAGAGGAAGUCGCUCCUGAAGAAACUGUACCGCGCUCCAAUUGAUUGGCUAGAGGAGCGCACCACUGGCAUGGCUGAUAUGGUGAGCUAAGUGUAUCACUCUGUAGAUUGCGAUUGUGUCAUUGCGGGACAAGGUUUUGUCCCAGUUUGCAGGAUAACCUAGUGACAUACAAGAGAAAAAUGUCAGAUAUGAUUUCGUACAAGUUAAAAAUUGAUCAGAUGAGACUCAGAGAUCUUCAAUUUAAGUGUACAGAUUUGUUUGUUUGUUUUGCAGUGAUUUGAAAGUAGCCAGAGGGUGCAGUGUGAGGAUUUCAGGUUCAGUCUGUAUGACAGUCAGGGGCUAGAUCGAUAUGGUGCUCUGCUGUGAUUCACAGUCUUGGGUGCAAGCACUGAAGAGGUUUUCCUCUCUAGAACAGCAGGGACAUGCAUUAUAAAAUGUCAUACAUUGGAGUCAAUUGUGAUGCAUGUAGUUAGAUUAUACAGGACAUAUCUCAGAUGUAUAUAGUUUAACACUUUGCAAAUAAGAAAUGCUGUGCUAGCUGAAGGCCUGAGGAUCAUGGUCAUCCAGUCUCAUUUUUUGACUUUGUCUUUUUUUGCCACUGAGAUUUCUUCAGAUUCCUUGAAUCUUUUAAUGACAUUAUGAUGAUUAUGAAAUCUCCAAAUUGAUAUACACAGUACCUUCAGGACAAAAAAAGGACAGACAUGAUUAUUAUUAAAGCACAGUGAUGGAUGAUUUAAUGUUUGUUCUUUAUAGUUUUCAUAAAGUGAAAAGCCUGCACAUAAAAACCAAGAUAUAAAUUCUGUUGUCAGCUCAGUCUUGUGUGCCUACAAAUAAAUUACAUGACAACCACACGCUUACAAAAUACUUCAGUGUAAAAAACAAAUACAGCCUAUUUGUUGAGAGUUUCAUUAGUUUAAUUAAGUUUGAUUUUGUAAGAAAUUAACCAACAAGUUAGGAGAGAUUCAGUGUCUCUCACUGAAUGAGUUCAGCCAUUAGUAAGUUCUAAAACUUUGCUGCAAUAAAAUACAUGAAAAUAUGAAGUUGAUAUUUCAGCAGCUUAAAUAAAUCUAAGUAAUAAUUCAAUUUGUGAUAUAGCCUCAUCUCCUCAGGCGGGAAGCGUUAAAGGCUCAGGGCCCUGAUAGAAAGGAAGUGACAUUUCAGUGUAAGUCCAGACUGCGGGAUAAUCAACGUCUGCAGGCUGUUAUCUGGCUCAUAAGGAAUUAAAACACCUGUGAUAUAUGUGAGAUCCUUAUGAAUAAUCUCUCUGUGCCUCCCCCUAGAUUCUGGUAAACAGCCAGUUCACUGCAGGCAUCUUCAGGGAGACCUUUCAACGGCUGAGUGAAGUCCACACCAAUGUCCUCUACCCCUCCCUCAACACGACAACCUUUGACCAGCCGUCCUCUGAGGUGCAGAGCCUGGAGGGGCUGCUCCCGGAGGGAACUUCUUGCCUGUUUCUCUCUCUGAACCGAUAUGAGAGAAAGAAGAAUCUGGGAUUGGCUCUGGAGGCUCUUGCAUUCUUGAAGAGCAGCCUCCCCCUAAAACAGAGAGCAGGUAUUCACCUGGUGGUGGCGGGGGGCUAUGAUGAUCGAGUUACCGAAAACGUUCAACAUUACACUGAAUUGAAGGAGCUCGCAGCACAGCUCCACCUGGAGGACUGUGUCACUUUCCUGCGCUCCCCCUCUGAUUCACUGAAGGUGGCGCUGCUGCGGGGCAGUGCAGCUGUGCUGUACACCCCAAGCAGAGAACAUUUUGGGAUAGUUCCAGUAGAGGCCAUGUAUUGCUGCUGCCCUGUUAUCGCUGUGAACUCUGGGGGGCCCUUGGAGAGCGUGGCCGAUGGGGAGACUGGCUUCCUGUGUGAGCCCACGGCAGAGGCCUUCUCUGAAGCCAUGGGGAGGCUGGUGGGGGAGCCGCAGCUCCGCAGGGACAUGGGACAAGCUGGGAGGAGGAGGGUGCAAGAUAAAUUCUCUCUGCAGGCCUUCUCAGAUCAGCUGUACGGCUACAUUUUGAGGUUGAGCCAGUGAUGUGAAAGCUGGAGGAGAGGCUCGAGUCAAACUGUUGAAAGCUGGAAAAGUUGUCCUCCUCUGAACUGUGAACUGUGUUUGGACGACCACAGACAGUUGACGUGCGUGUGUGUGUGUGUGUGUGUGUGUGUGCUGUCUUAACAGAGUGUCUGUGUGUGUGUGUGUUCGUGCGUGUGUGUGUGUAUGUGCAGGAAGGCAGUAGAGGGGUAUUAUAAGGACUUAGAGGACAAUCAAUCAGCAUUCCCCUGUAGGGGUUGCUGAGAGGGAGAGAAAAAGGAGGAUUCUCUGUACCAAUUAAGAAAAGAGUAACGAGUUUACCUACACUAUCUUUGGAAAAAUACCUCCCCUGCAAACGUGUAUGUGUGGGUACUAUUUUAUGUGUAGCAGCAGAGCCACAAAGAGCUCAGCAAAUGAGCGUACCAGCAAGAUUGAUUGUUGGAGUGAGAUGUUUUGCACUGUUUAUUUUUUAGUCUUUGUGUGUCCGAGGGAAGAAGAAGAACAAGAAGAAUGUAGUUACUGCUGUGUCCCAUCACGCGCAGUUCCCCAAUCAAUAAACGGGAUGCUUUCCACUACUUCCUGUCCGCACAGAGCUUUGUUCCCCCUCCUUGCAUUCAGAAAGGGCUGGCCUAUCCAUGACUCCUGCUGCAGAGGAGAGGUUAUUAGCAGAUGAUAGAGCGUGUUUGGCUUUAUUAGAGGUCUGGCUGAUGGCCAGUGUGUCUUUGUCUGGGUCAUUAUUAAGCAGGAGAACAGCAGAAGGUCAUUGUGUCUGCGAGCUCGUCUCCUCAGCUCCUCUACUGUAUAGAAAUGCUCUUAUUGACAUUCCAGAAGUCUUAAUAAACAAGAGGACACAUAGUUUUCUGACUCUUGCGAGCUUUUCUUUGUGGGAAAGUUUUUUUGGCCUUUAACAGAACGAGCUAAGGAAUCUGUGGGUGAGCAUGCAGACGGAAACAUCAUUCAUAGAGCGCUAAGGAUCCACAAACAUGAACAAACAAUGUUGGAGAGGGAAGUUUUAUUUUCUUAUUAGCAAAGUCAGGGUGACCGACGUAUUUGAGAAAGGUCUUGAGUGUACGUCUCCAUUUGUUCCUUGAUCUCAUCUGUAGAGUUUCACUUGUAAUUGCGGGAAAAACUUCCAAUCUUCACACAUUGUCAUUGUUUUACACAAUUGUCCUCAAAUCACAUUUUGUGGAACUAUCCUCUUUAGUUCUUGUCUUAAAAAUGCAGUAAGAAAAUGACUGAAAUACAUAGAUCAAACUUGAGUUAAAUAAAGCACAUGGUCCUAAUACGAAAAACACUUUCAAUGUCCAGUUUUGUACCUCCUCGUCCAUCUAUGUUCAAACUUAAGUCUCCAUACUCUGUUGUAGACCAACGCUGAUCAGUCUGAAUAAAAGAGCAGCAUGAAGUGUCCUCAUGUCAAUAA
Molecule: messenger RNA, 5090 nt
Organism: Xyrichtys novacula (pearly razorfish)
Lineage: Eukaryota; Metazoa; Chordata; Actinopteri; Labriformes; Labridae
Source: the annotation of a GenBank genome assembly